AUGUCAAAUAAGGAGGUGAAGGCAGCAUUAAAGAGUGCUAGAGAAGCAAUACGAAAUAAAGAAUAUAAGGAAGCCUUAAAACAUUGCAAGGCUGUCCUGAAGCAAGAAAAAAAUAACUACAAUGCUUGGGUGUUUAUUGGCCUGGCAGCUGCUGAGUUAGGGCAGCCUGAUCAAGCCAAAGGAGCAUACAAGAAAGCUAUUGAACUUGAACCAAACCAGUUACUGGCAUGGCAGGGGUUAGCAAACUUAUAUGAGAAAUCCAGCCAAACAGGUGUCAAAGGAGACUUAGCAGAUGUUUACCAAAAGCUCUUGGAACUCUAUGAAAGGGGUGACAAGCAGAAAUGGUGUGAUGUGUGUAACAAGCUUGUGGAACUAUAUCAUCAAGAAAAGAAAUAUUUAGAGGUGGCUGAAACAUGGCAGAAACUAAUACAAGUGAAACAGGAGGAAGGUGCAGAAAAGGCAGAGCUUCAUCAGCUUUGGAAGAAGAUGAUCCAGUUGCUGAAAGAUAGUACAGAGAACCAGGAUAAUAAGACUGAGCAGUCGCUUUUGACUGCGUUUGAAAAUGCAGUGAACUCUGCUGACGCUGUUCCUGGUGAAGACCACCAAAAUCUUUACAAGGACUUUAUUCGGUGCUUGUCAAAAUUUCCUCAUGAGACGACUAGGUUGGAAGAGGCCUGUAAUGAUAUGAUAGCUUUGUAUCCUACUGUGAGUUACCCUUUAGAAGUACUUUGCCUGCACUUUGUUCAAUCAGGUACUUUCUCAGAAGAGGCCCUGCACUGUUUUUCUAGGCUUUUGGAGAUGGAUGCAAGCAGUGGUCCAGCCAUCAUUGGUUUUGGUAUAAAAUGCCUCCAAGAAAAGAAAUACAAGGAGGCUAUUAAGAGUCUUACUGAAGGUUUGCAGAAGACUAGCCAGUGUCCAGCAGCAUGGCGUUAUUUGGCAGAGGCACAGAUGAAAAUUCACAAACAGAGGAAUGCUGUCCUGUCCUGCAAUCAAGCUCUUGAGGCUCUUGGAACUCCUGAGGGUCCUAGUCUUCAGUGGAAGAAUCUUAUCCUUCAAUUGAAAGCAGAGGCUUUGAUAAAAAUAGCUGAUGCUGAUGCUGCAGAAGAAGCUAUUAAAGCACUUGAGCAGAUUGUGAAUGCAAGCAGUGAUCCAGUGGUUUUAGCUAUCAAAGGCCGGGCUUAUCUGAACAAAGGUUUAGUGGAUCAAGCUUCAAAGAUCUCACAAGAACUUCUGUUGUCCCAUCCUGAUCUGGCUGAGUCCCAUGCUCUGGAGGGUUUCAUCCAUUAUUCCCAAAAGAACUAUGAACAGGCAGAAAGAAGUUUUCUAAAUGCUAUUGAAAGAAAGGCCGAAGCUGCAGAGUAUCAUCAGUACCUGGGGCUCACGUACUGGUUCAUGAGUGAUGAGACCAAAAAAGACAAAGGAAAAGCACUCACUCAGUUCUUGAAGGCUGCAAAAUUGGACAACUACUUGGGAAGUGUCUUUUAUUAUUUAGGUAACUACUACAGAGACAUUGCUGGAGACAAAAGUAGAGCUCGUGGUUGCUAUAAAAAGGCUUUUGAACUGGAUGGGACCGAUGAAGAAUCUGGAACAGCAGCUGUAGACUUAAGUGUGGAACUGGGAGACAUGGACACUGCUCUGUCAAUCCUGAAUGAGGUGACGGAAAAAGCGAGAACUGGUACAGCAAAAUGGGCCUGGCUUCAUCGUGGACUUUACUACCUGAGAACUGAUCGGCCGUCACAAGCAGUGGCUGAUUUGCAGGCAGCUGUCAGAGCUGAUCCAAAGGAUUCCAACUGCUGGGAGGUUCUAGGGGAGGCUUACUUGAGCAGAGGUAGCUAUUCAACAGCUCUAAAAUCCUUCAGGAAAGCAAGUGAGCUGAACCCAGAACUCGUGUACAGCAUUUACAGAGCUGCAGCAGUUGAGCAGAUUCUAGGCAAAUAUGAAAAUGCUAUAGCUACCUAUGAACAAAUCUUAAAGAAGACUGAAGAUUAUGUGCCUGCACUGAAAGGACUUGGUGAGUGCUAUCUCUUGCUGGCAAGAUCAGCCCUUGAUAACUAUUUUGAUAAGAAGGCCAUGGAUUACAUAGAGCAGGCUCUUGAAUUUUUUACAAGGGCAACAAAGCACCGUCCUGAUGUAUCUUGCCUCUGGAAACUGCUUGGAGAUACCUGUACUAGUGUGCAUGUUAUUUCAUCAGCCAAAGUGAAUAUUCAAGUUUUAGGAUCCCUUCUGGGCAAAAAUGUAGGCAAACAGACACUGAAGAAAAGUGAGCUGCUCAGUCUGGGAGGAAGGUGUUACAGCAAAGCUUUAAAAUUGAUGCAUUUGCCUAGCAUAUGGUGUGAUCUUGGAAUAAAUUAUUAUCGACAAGCAGAGCACCUCACAGCAGUGGGCACUGACAUGAAUGAGAUCAGUGAACUGCUAGAGAAGUCUUUACAGUGUCUCAAAAAAGCUGUGAGGCUUCACAGCAAAAAUCAUCUUUAUUGGAAUGCACUUGGUGUGGUUGCUUCCUGUAGUGCUAUUGGGAAUUAUGCUCUUGCUCAACAUUCGUUCAUCAAAUCUGUUCAAGCUGAGCAAAUCAAUGUUGUUGCCUGGACCAACUUGGGGGCUUUGUAUCUGGCAACUGGAAACAUUGAGCAAGCUCAUGAAGCCUUCAAGGUAGCCCAGUCUCUGGACCCUACUUACUUACUGUGUUGGAUUGGGCAGGCUCUCGUUGCAGAGACGAUAGGCAGCUAUGAUACUAUGGAUCUCUUCAGACACACAACUGAACUCAGCAUGCAUAAUGAGGGAGUAAAAGGCUAUGCCCACUGGGUAUGUUCAACACUGCAGGAUAAAAGCAACAGAAACACCGAACUGUAUCUGUACAACAUUGUUCAAAUGAAUGCUAUUCCAGGAGCCCAAGUGGUCUUGAGCAAGUAUACAGAAAGAAAUCCAGAUGAUGCGUCUGCUUUUACAAUGCUUGGUUAUUUGAACGAGUACCUGCAUCUAAAAAGGCAGGCAGCAGAUGCCUAUGAAAGGGCAGCUUCAUUGCUGAAAAACUCUGAGGAUACUGAGAAGUACAAUAAUGCAAUGCAAAACUAUGCCAGGUCACUGUGUGCCCUUGGCCAGUGUGAUAAGGCCAUUGAGGUUUACACAUCAACACCCCUAACUGAGUUUGAAGGGAUUGUGGGGCUAGCAUUAGCCUACUUCAAGAAAGGACUCUUGCAGGAAAGUAUCAAAGCCUAUGAAAAAGCCUUGUCUGUUGCUGAGUCUGAACAAGAUAAAGCACAUAUCCUGACUGCCUUGGCAAUAAUAGAGUAUAAACAGAACAAAGUAGAUGCUGCAAAGACACUUCUGUUUAAAUGCUCACUAAAGGAGCCUAGUACAGAAAGUCUGAAGGCUUUGUGCACACUGGGAUUGGUAAAGCAGGAUGCUACGCUUGCAACAGCAGCCCUGAAAGAAUUACUGAAGCAUGAAAAGGGGAACGAUGGGAUUUAUGAGAGGUGCCUUAUUGUAUCUGCUGUUUAUGCAUUGCAAGGUAGGACUGUGGGUGUCCAGAGAGAAGUCUCCAGAGCAGUACACAGUAACCCUGGUAAUCCUGCCCUCUGGUCUCUUCUGUCUCGAGUGGUACCACUGUAUGCAUCACAAAAGACAAAAGGGGGAGCUGCAGCGGGAAACAUUGCACGUGCACUUGAUGUAAACCAUGGAAAGUGUCACGCGCUAGAAGAUGAGAAAAACAAUCCUCUGAAAAAUAUUCAGAAGGCAAUCCACCUCUGUCCAGAUAAUCCUGCUGCCUGGGCAGUGCUAAUGGCAGCCUGUCAUGCUGAAAACACUGUUGUCUGUCUAAACAACACUCAGCCAAAGAGAACGGAUCUCGAGAUGACACUUGUAUCUACAGUUUCAGCCAAAACUGGAGAAAGUAACCUUCCACAUAGUUAUAUCCAGACUCUUGAAGACUGGUGUCUGUGCCAAGCUAUUACCAGUCUAGAGGAGACUGGUAAACUCUCAGAAGCUGAAGCUCUUUGUACCAAGGGGUUAAAAAGCUGCCCUGAUCAUCCAGCUCUGUUUCUGCUUUUGAGACAAGUUCAGUGUAAGCAGCUGUUGCAGUCUCACAAAAAACUUCCAGACAGCAUCCUGGAGGAGCUUCGCAAGUCAGUCAUGACCAGUUCAGCUUCAGUUGCAGCUUGGCAAUGGCUGGCAAAAGUGUAUCAGUCUCAAGGAAUGAUGGUUGGAGCGGAGAUGUGUUACAGAAAGAGUCUGCAGUUGGCGUCACAGCAGGGCAGCUGGAACGGGAAGUUAUCCAGUCUGCUCAGGCUAGCUAUGCUCGCGCUGGAAAUCUGCAUGGCUAAAGUCUCAAAUGACCACUGGCCAUCCUUGGUUCAGGAGGCAACAGCUGAAGCUUUGAAACUUUCUUCUUGCCCCCUGGCAGCUCUCCUUCAAGCACUGCUGCAGUAUAAUCGCAAGAUGAGAGCAAGGGAGACGCGCCGACUGUUGGAAAGAGUAGUUUAUCAGCCGGGGAAUCCAGAAACCGUAGUGUCAGUGGCACGCUGGUACCUCCUGCGACAUCUGUAUGCCAAAGAUGAUUAUGAAUUAAUAGAUGUGCUCAUAGAAAAUGCCAAAGCUAAUGGAGAUGUUAGAGCUCUGGAACUGAAUGAGAAAUUGUCAUCAAGUGCCUAGUAUGGACUAUCUCAAGUGAAAAAUCUUCCAUUCAUGCAACUUAAUCUGUCCGUCUUCCAGAAGCAUAUGUGGUUUGGGCU
Molecule: messenger RNA, 4727 nt
Organism: Leptosomus discolor (cuckoo roller)
Lineage: Eukaryota; Metazoa; Chordata; Aves; Leptosomiformes; Leptosomidae
Source: RefSeq, a predicted model, not a curated record